AUCAGUCAGCACACACUCCAUCCUGGCAUGACUUGACUCUGGACUUGAAACCACAGGCUGGGGCUGUCCGCCCCUUUGGCAGUCGGGACAGGAAAAGUAGGGAGAGAAAAACGGGAAGUGGGGCAAUAUUUAAUUGCGAGCCAGAAGGGCUGGGAGACGAAAUCUGAAGUGGCAGAGGAUACCUAAAGAGAUUCACAGAUAUCAAGCAAAAAGACAGAAGGAAAGACGGAGAAUGAACUUGGCUAAAGUAAGUACAUUCCUGGCUGCCAGCUUCCUCCUCCUCACUCUGCUAGGAGAUACCACCGAGGCCUGCAAAUGUUACUUCCCGCACCCCCAGACGGCAUUCUGCUCCUAUGAUAUUGUGCUCAGGGUCAAAUUUCUGAGAGGCUACGGAAUCAAAACCACCAGGGUCUACAAAGGUCCUGAGGAGAUGCAAAAUCUUCGUGAUUUCGACACUCCACCCCGUGGUGGCGCAUGUGGAUACUCUCACGAAGGAUCCUUCAGAGAAGAAUACCUCGUUACAGGGAGUCUGGAAGGUGACCGUGUCACAAUCACAAUAUGUGAUUUGAUCAUACCAUGGGCCAGGCUAACCCUUGCACAGAGGCGAGGCUUUACCUCAGAAUACAGCAAGGGCUGCUCCUGCUCAAUUGUGGAAUGCCAUUCAGAAUGCUCCAUCACCUCCAAUCAGUGUGUGAGGGCAGAUUCAAGAAUGCCACCAAAUCUGCGUGAUUUCCAAAAUAAACACAUGGCCUGCCUGCCCCAGGUUGAAAAAAAUGGCACGUGUACCUGGAAAUCUCUGGACACCCAAGAGUCUUGAUCCUUUCGUAAGAGUUGGCCGACGCAGUGCUCCAUGCCAUUAACCCCUCCCCACUCUUCUCUCUGUGUUGACUCUUAUUAAAUAAAUGGUGGUUCUAAACCCA
Molecule: messenger RNA, 920 nt
Organism: Anolis carolinensis (green anole)
Lineage: Eukaryota; Metazoa; Chordata; Lepidosauria; Squamata; Anolidae
Product: metalloproteinase inhibitor 1
Exons: 6
Coding region: 233-817 (194 amino acids)
Biological process (GO): negative regulation of endopeptidase activity; response to cytokine; response to hormone
Cellular component (GO): extracellular matrix
Molecular function (GO): protease binding; metalloendopeptidase inhibitor activity
Source: RefSeq, a predicted model, not a curated record